UAGUAGAUAGUAGUGACGAGCCACGGAAACGGAUAUUGAAUAACAACAAACAUAAACUGUGAUAUUGUUUUAGUUUCGAAACAAUAUUGUUAACGAUCAAGCCGGUUCGAAUGUAGUAGUUAAUUUGGCUAAUAAGCGUUUUGACAAUUGUUCCGAUUAUUUCGUUACAAGAAAUUCAUGUUUUAUUUUUUUUUCACAACAUGUUACCUUAGCAACAGUAAUGUCCAGCUCGCCUUAACAUUGAUCCAACUAUUUUUAAUUAUUACCAUUCAUUCCCCUGAUGAAAUAAUCGUAUUAAGUCAUUUGUUUUGGAAAAAUGUUCAAAAAUACAUUUCAAAGCGGGUUUUUGUCCAUACUUUAUAGUAUUGGCAGUAAACCCUUGCAGCUCUGGGAUAAGACUGUUAGAAAUGGACACAUCAAGCGCAUUACAGACAAUGAUAUCCAGUCAUUAGUAUUGGACAUUGUAGGUACUAACAUUAGUACAACGUACAUAACGUGUCCAGCUGAAAAAACAAAAACUCUGGGUAUCAAGCUGCCAUAUCUGAUUAUGAUUGUGAAGAACAUGAAAAAAUAUUUUACAUUUGAAGUGCAGAUCCUUGAUGAUAAAAAUAUUAGACGCAGGUUUCGAGCCAGUAAUUACCAAUCAACGACUAGAGUUAAACCAUUCAUUUGUACAAUGCCAAUGCGGCUUGAUGAAGGUUGGAACCAGAUUCAAUUUAAUCUUGCAGAUUUUACAAGGCGUGCAUAUGGCACUGGUUAUGUAGAAACACUGAGGGUCCAGUUACAUGCCAAUUGUAGAGUAAGAAGAGUUUAUUUUAGUGAUAGAUUAUACUCUGAAGAUGAAUUACCUGCUGAAUUUAAAUUAUUCUUACCUGUUCAAAGUAAAGUCGACCACAGACAGAGAGUAGAUUGAACUUACAAAAGCGCCUAUAAUUUUCAACAACAGACAAACAGCAUACUGAUUUAACCACUUCA
This is a messenger RNA of Sipha flava (yellow sugarcane aphid), 975 nucleotides long. RefSeq names its product cilia- and flagella-associated protein 20 (gene Bug22). The record is from RefSeq and is a predicted model, not a curated record. The transcript has 3 exons. Lineage: Eukaryota; Metazoa; Arthropoda; Insecta; Hemiptera; Aphididae. Gene Ontology annotation, cellular component: motile cilium; ciliary basal body. Gene Ontology annotation, biological process: positive regulation of cell motility; cilium assembly; regulation of cilium beat frequency involved in ciliary motility. The coding region runs from base 317 to 913 and encodes 198 amino acids.